UGGCGGGGCCGGGCGGUGCGUCCCUCCCGCCGCGGCUGCCAGCGCCGCCGGCACCAUGGGCUGCUGCUGCCGCCUCCUCCUCCUCGCCCUCCUCUUCCUCCCGGCAGGGCUGGGCGAUGACUCCCCAGAAUCACCCCGGCACCCCAUCAGCCCCCCCUUCCUCUGGCAGGGGAUCCCGGUGCCACCAGACUCCAGGGAUGCUGAUGUCCCCACACCAGCUCCUGGCCAGCCCUCCCUGCCCACGCCCACGGGACCUUCCGGAGACGGGAUGCCCUCCGGGCCAGUGGAGGGGGGUGGCCACAACGCCACCGCUGUGGCAGCACCGUCCCCUGCUCCCAUCUCCACCACCGUGAGCUCCACCGCCGUGACAGACAGUCCCUCUGCCUCCUCCGACCCCAGCUCGGUGCCACCCACCUCGGAGACAGCCCCAGCUCAUCGGACAGCAAAUCCUGCCAGCUUGGCAAGAAGCACCGUGGAUUUGGGGGCAGCUUCCAGCCCCACGGGCACGGCUGCGUCCUCGUCCUCCGCCUCCCUUCCCACCGGCGACCCGGACUCAGUCUUGUCCCCAACGCCUGUCCUGGCGAGCCCUGGCACCACCCAGCCACCGACGCUGACCGAGGAUGUCCCUUCCCUGGGGACUCUGGCCAUGGCAUCGAGCCUGGCCGUGGAGCCAACGUCCCCCCCAGUGACUGUGGCGAGCCCCAGCGCGGCCGAGGCCACGGCCUCGGACAAAGCCACCGGAGUCACCAUGGAGGAGGUGCCGCGUGCCUUGAGUGCAGGGAGCAUCGUGGCCAUAACCGUGACCGUCAUCGUGGUGGUGGUGCUGGUUUUCGGGGCAGCAGCGUACCUCAAGAUCAGGCACUCCUCCUACGGAAGGCUUUUGGAUGACCACGACUACGGCUCCUGGGGCAACUACAACAACCCUCUCUACGAUGAUUCCUAGCAGGGAUGAAGAAAAAAAAAAAAAACCAACCCCAUAAACCCUUAAUUUAUAAGCGCUUCAGCAGCAGAGCAUCCGCUGUCGAGGAGAUGCUGCCAGGGGCAGGAGCCCCUGCCAGGGGCAGGAUCACGGCGGGUCUGGUGGAGCACAGGAAGAGGAGGGCGGGUGUGCAGUGUGCCAACAAUAAACCUGAAUUUUGGCCUUUAGUCCUGGGGCACGUCAACCACUUGUCAUAGGCAAGGGAACCCAAAUUCCCCAGGGGGACUGGAUGGGGAGGUCGAAGGAGAGGAUGGAGGUUCAGCCAGUGCCGUGGCACCCUUUGAAAUGCUGCUGCUCUGUGAUUUUGGGGGGGAAUGGGGGGUUGCUGAGACACAGCCAGCAGUGUGCAGGGGUCUCCUGUGCUUUCACUUGUCCCUUUCCCCAAAAUCACUUCCCUGUGUUGCUCUGCUGUGAAAUUCUUUGCCUUGUCUCACCAGGACCAUGAACAGUUAUGGGGAUGCUCAGUCACUGCUCCCUCUCUUUUCCUGUAGGUGCUUCUGUGCAGAAGCUCCUAAUUUCCUUUUUUUCCCACUUAACGGUGGGGGUUUUGUCCCAAACACAGCCUGGGAGCCCAUGGGAAGGUGCGCUGACCACCCAUUUCACACACGUGGCUGCUUGCUCCACACCUUUGUUUUUAAUCCUUAAAAAUCUUGGCUGCUAAAAUACAGCGGAGUGUCCUUUUAAUCUCCAA
Molecule: messenger RNA, 1670 nt
Organism: Lepidothrix coronata (blue-crowned manakin)
Lineage: Eukaryota; Metazoa; Chordata; Aves; Passeriformes; Pipridae
Gene: PARM1
Product: prostate androgen-regulated mucin-like protein 1
Exons: 4
Coding region: 56-943 (295 amino acids)
Cellular component (GO): Golgi apparatus; early endosome; late endosome
Source: RefSeq, a predicted model, not a curated record